AUGAACGCUCAGCUGCCGAUGGAGAACCUGGGCGAGUUACCGGGGGUGCCCCAUGACCAGUCGGUGCCCGCGGGAGAGUUGAUGAGCAGCCCGAGCCCCCACAGCCGGCCGCUCGGCCACCGCGGCUUGCCCCCGUCCGCCCGCUCGCUGGUCUCCAGCAUGGCUUCGAUCCUGGACGGAGACUACCACCGGGGCUCGGAGCACGGCCUGGCCGCUGCCCUGCACCCGACCAUGACCAUGGCUUGCGAGAGCUCGCCGCCCGGGAUGAGCAUGAGCAGCACCUACACCACGCUGACCCCUCUGCAGCCGCUGCCUCCCAUCUCCACCGUCUCGGACAAGUUCCCUCACCACCACCACCACCAUCACCACCAUCACCAUCACCACCAGCAGCAGCAGCAGCAGCAGCACCAACAGCAGCAGCAGCAGCAGAGGCUGCCCAGUAAUCUCAGCGGCAGCUUCACCCUGAUGCGGGACGACCGCGGCUUGUCCACCCUCAACAGCCUCUACAGCCACUACCACAAGGAGAUGCCAGGCCCCAGCAUCUCGCCCCUGACCAACGGCCUGGGCACCCUGCACAGCGGCCAGCACGGCCUGGCACCGUACGCCCACAGCGGGGCCCUGGGCGCCGACAAGCUGCUGGCCACCCCGAACGGCUUCGAGGCCGCUCCGCCCGCCAUGCUAGCCCGCGGCGAGCAGCACCUGAGCCCCCCGGGCGUGGGCAUGGUGCCCCUCAACGGCCUGCACCCGCACCCGCACCCUCACCCGCCUCACGUCCACCCGCACGCCCCGGGCGCCGGGCAGCCGGGGCUGGGCACCGGGCGCCUGGCGGAGCCGGGCUCGGCGGGGGGCACCGGCGGCCCCCCGGCCUCUCAGAGCUCGCAGCUGGAGGAGAUCAACACCAAGGAGAUCGCGCAGAGGAUCACCACCGAGCUCAAGCGCUACAGCAUCCCACAGGCCAUCUUCGCGCAGCGGGUGCUGUGCCGCUCCCAGGGCACCCUGUCAGACCUGCUCAGAAACCCCAAACCCUGGAGUAAACUCAAAUCCGGGCGAGAAACCUUCCGGCGCAUGUGGAAGUGGCUGCAGGAGCCGGAAUUCCAGCGGAUGUCGGCUCUGAGGUUAGCAGCCUGCAAGAGGAAAGAGCAGGAGCAUGGAAAAGAGCGGGGCGCUGCUCCCAAAAAGCCUCGGCUGGUCUUCACAGACGUCCAGCGCAGAACUCUACACGCAAUAUUCAAGGAAAACAAGCGUCCGUCCAAAGAAUUGCAAAUAACCAUUUCCCAGCAACUGGGCUUGGAGCUGAGCACCGUCAGCAAUUUCUUUAUGAACGCACGUCGGAGGAGUUUGGAUAAGUGGCAGGAUGACGGCAGCACCAACUCAGUCAACUCAUCUUCCUCAUCAAGCACUUGUACCAAAGCAUGA
Molecule: messenger RNA, 1416 nt
Organism: Hemiscyllium ocellatum (epaulette shark)
Lineage: Eukaryota; Metazoa; Chordata; Chondrichthyes; Orectolobiformes; Hemiscylliidae
Gene: onecut1
Product: one cut homeobox 1
Exons: 2
Coding region: 1-1416 (471 amino acids)
Biological process (GO): regulation of transcription by RNA polymerase II
Cellular component (GO): nucleus
Molecular function (GO): RNA polymerase II cis-regulatory region sequence-specific DNA binding; DNA-binding transcription factor activity, RNA polymerase II-specific
Source: RefSeq, a predicted model, not a curated record